AAAAAGAGUUCAAACAGUUCUGCGCCACGCAGCUGCGCUCGGACGACGGUGAUGUCAUAUUAUUUGCAUAGUGACUUCCUCCCCCGCCAACACUUCAGCUCAAAGAAAUCGGAUAUGAAAAGUAACGAAGCCGGAGAUGGGAGGGAGAAGAAACUUACUUGUCAGAUGUUUCUGCUGAAGGCGAAGGCGACGAGACGCUGUUUGCAGAGAUGCUGUGUGGGGGUUUGCAGCGUCCAGCUGAGAGGGUGUGAGCCGUUUCCUGCAGCUUUCCAACUGAGCUACUGACUGCGACUUCAGAUCCCUGCCGGGGAGGGAGGUACACGACAGCGGCAGGAAAUUUUGGGUCUUUUUUUGCUCCGUGAAUCGAUGCCUUUCAGUUACAUUGACGACUAACUUUUGCGGAUGAAGACUUGUAUUUAAAGUUUUCGAGAGAAUAAAAUAGCCAACGAAAACUAGAGACCAAGCCACAGACGAGGCAUUAUUAAGUUUUUUCUAGGUAUCGGGGCGUUUGUCGGUGGUGAAGAGGAGAAUGGAUUGGAGCCGAAGUGUGUUGCUGUCUCUGAUCUGGAUUAGUUUCUGCAUUCCCACCACAUGCCUCAGCUCUGGAGCCGGAUCUCCAGCGGAUUCAAGCGCCAAAGAAUUCGCGCAGCCGGCAUCCGGAAAUCCAGAUACUCCUGCAGAUAACUGCAUGACCUUCAGCCCAGCGUGCCUGAAUGAAGAUGAUCGGCAUUCGCUCGAGGCUAUUCGAAUGAUACACAAACAAAUGGAUGAUGAUGCUGAUGGCGAUGUUGAUGUAGAGGAGAGUCACGAGUUCAUUAAAGAAGAUAUGAAGGACAAAGAUCCGACCAGUAAAGGCAAUACAUUCCACAAGGAAGACAAACACAUCACUGUGAGAGAUCUGUGGAGCCACUGGAAAAGCUCACAAGUACACAAUUGGACCAUGGAUGAAACGUUGGACUGGUUAAUUUACUUUGUGGAAUUACCACAGUAUGUAAAGAAUUUCCAGGAAAACAAGAUUCAAGGAACAGAUCUACCCAGGCUAGCUGUGAAUGACAUUCCUUUUAUGGUGAAUAAUUUGAAAAUCACUGACCGGAGUCACAGACAGAAGCUUCAGCUCAAGGCACUGGAUGCUGUACUCUUUGGAGCACCCAUUCGACCUCGUCACAAUUGGUUGAAGGACUUUAUCCUCGCUGUUUCAAUGCUAGUUGGUAUUGGGGGCUGCUGGUUUGCAUUCCAUCAGAACAGGAACUCCAAAGAACACAUUACAAAGAUGAUGAAAGAACUGGAUAGCCUGCACAAAGCUGAGGAAAGCCUGAUGGAAUUUCAAGAGAGACUUCAAAAAGCUCAAGAAGAGAACAGAACCGUUGAAGUGGAGAAGCAAAAUUUGGAGCAGAAAAUGAAAACUGAAAUAAACGACGCCAAGCGUGAGGCUUAUCGCCUGAGGGAACUGCGGGAGGGAUCAGAGACGGAGCUCAGCAGGCUGAAGUAUGCGGAGCAAGAGCUGGUUCAGGUCCGCAUGGCCCUGAAGAAUGCAGAGAAGGAACUAGAGGGUCGCAGUGGCUGGACAUUGCCAGAACCUCUCCAGAAAUGGUUGCAGCUUACCUAUGAAGUGGAGGUUCAAUACUACAACAUUAAGAAACAGAGCGCCGAGCUACAGCUCAAUGGUGUAAAGGAGGAGGCAGAGAAGAUUAAGAAAAAACGCAACACUGUCUUUGGAACAUUCCACGUCGCCCACAGUUCCUCCUUGGAUGAAGUUGAUCACAAAAUCCUGGCAGCAAAGCAAGCUUUAUCCGAGGUGACAGCAGCACUCCGUGAGCGACUGCACCGCUGGCAUCAAAUAGAAAUGAUCUGUGACUUCCCCAUUGUGCAUAAUGUGGGAUUGUCAAGCCUCACCUCCAUUCUGUAUUCGGAUCACAGCUGGGUGGUCAUGCCACGUGUGUCUCUCCCGCCGUACCCAAUAGCUGGCGGAGUCGAUGACUUGGAUGAAGACACACCGCCGAUCAUUCCACAGUUUCACUCACUCAGUCAGGGGAAACUCGCAUACACCUUGGCAAAAGGCAGUAACCCGAGUCGCUGUCGACGUGCCAAUGUGGUUGCAUCUAGCAUUUCGUCUGCCUCCAGCCCCGACAUCUUUGUGAUGAACAGCAGUUGCAACAUUCACCGUAGUGAAGAGGAAGAAGAUGCCAUAUUCUUCACAGCUGAUAAGAAGUGGGAGGCACAGGAGACGGCUUCAGACUGUGACUCUUCUUUUGGAUCAUUGAAUGGAAAGAAAAUGUUUCAAUUGUCAAACUGUGAGGCAGCCAGUACUCCUUCGUUCAGUCUCUCCAAAAGCUCCCUGGACGAUUUGAUUGUUGAUUCAUCAGUGCCUCAUGAGCGGUUAACUGCAAUGCCAGAUUCCCUGGGAUCCGCCGAUACCAGAAGUCUGAUCCUGAGCCCUCUAAAGGCCAGCAGACCCCUUCAGAAUGGCCUUGAGAAGUCGAGCAGCAUGGGACACCUAUCAGCAGCACAGGAUCAUCGAGUCUCGGAGUUUGACACCCAGAGUGAAAAUAGAGCAUUAAAGGAUCUGAAGAGCCUAUCCAAGAGACAAACAGCAUCCCAAGAUUUGAUUUAUAGCACCGACAGAGUAAAAAAGUCAUCCAAGUUAAAAAAAAUCUUCAAGAAAAUAUCGAAAUGAUUGAAGCCAAAGAAUGAUGAUGGUGAAGCUUGAGUCACCGUAAUAUCUGUUUACGAACGCUGCAUUUUAGAUGUUACAUGGAGUCCAACAUUCUUUUGGCCAAAUUACAAAUGUAGAACUAAAUGUUGCACUAUUACCUUCCUGAUCAGGAAGAUGCCUCUAAUUAUAUAAACCGUGUAUAAAGUUUCUAGGGACAUUACUGCAGAAGAGUCUAUGUUUUUACUGUUACAUGUAGAGCUUUCGUAGGAUUUUUAAGGAUUCCAAUUUCUAAUGAUUUAAAAUACAGGAAUUUCUACAGGAAAGAAAGCGAUUUCUAUUUCUUGCAAGUCACAUUUCUUAAACGUUUUACAAAUCUGCUGUACAGAUGAUUAAAUCUGCCUGGCAACUGCGCAGCCUUUUGCUCAUGACAUGUUUUUGAACUUUGAAGAUCGUCCUUGGACUUUACUAAAGAUUUGUGUCAGCUUUCAACAAUCAGCAUUGCUGGUUUCCUCGGCAUCUCACUUGGCUGUGGUGGCAGUGGGGCCUGGCAAAAUAAUGAACUCUUACUUCAAGAUUUCUUGUUGCAGAUUGGCAGUGGAAUCAAAUUCACCGGAAUUUAAUUAGGGUUGUUGGGAUGUUGGGAACUUCUUGAAUGUAUUGAAAAAAAUAAAAUGAAGCAUUACGUUACUGAAA
Messenger RNA from Amblyraja radiata (thorny skate), 3346 nucleotides. RefSeq names its product stromal interaction molecule 2b (gene stim2b). Lineage: Eukaryota; Metazoa; Chordata; Chondrichthyes; Rajiformes; Rajidae. The transcript is spliced from 13 exons. Gene Ontology annotation, biological process: store-operated calcium entry; activation of store-operated calcium channel activity; intracellular calcium ion homeostasis. Bases 530 to 2674 code for a protein of 714 amino acids. The record is from RefSeq and is a predicted model, not a curated record. Gene Ontology annotation, cellular component: endoplasmic reticulum; plasma membrane. Gene Ontology annotation, molecular function: calcium ion binding; protein binding; calcium channel regulator activity.